Molecule: messenger RNA, 5091 nt
Organism: Helianthus annuus (common sunflower)
Lineage: Eukaryota; Viridiplantae; Streptophyta; Magnoliopsida; Asterales; Asteraceae
Exons: 12
Coding region: 1-5091 (1696 amino acids)
Biological process (GO): telomere maintenance; DNA repair
Molecular function (GO): DNA helicase activity
Source: RefSeq, a predicted model, not a curated record
AUGUCAAAAAGAUCGAAAAGUGAAAAUUUUUCUUCUUCAUUAAAAGAUGUACAGAAUGAGAACAUUGCAAACCUUAUAGUCAUGCCGAAAAGGUCAAAGCUUGAGUCUUCGUCUUUCGGCAAGCAACCUUGCACUACAAACAAUUCAAGUGGUGUGAUAUCAAGGAUUCCAUUUUCAGACAUAACUAAUGUUCGAAAUCCUGAUACGAAUAAGGAAGCGAAAGAGAGGCGAAGACAACGAAAAAUCUAUUUGGAUUCUCGGAAAAAUCAGUCUCUACGUAGACAUUCUAACGCUCUCAGGAAUGUAUCUUCAGUUUUCAUCCCUAAACUUACUCAAGAUGAGAGUAAGGAGAGGCGUAAACUUAGAAAAUUAUACAUCGAUGGUAAACGUUAUGGAACGCAAAAAGGUACAUCACAAUCUAUACAUGUUAUAGCAUCUACCUCUGGUUCUUCAUCCAUUCCGCAUGACAUGGUCAAUGUUACAACAGAGGCGUCCAUUGGAUAUGGAGUUUUUGACCCGAGACUUCUUCAAAAUCACUGCAAAGAGAGACGGAGGUUAAGGAAGUUAUAUUUAGACAGUAAAAGAUCUACAAGUCUACAACGACGAAAAUUACACCCUUCCAAUACUUUAUCAUCUUCUUCUGAAUUAAGAUUGAUAUCUUCCAACACGCACAACGUUACUCCUACAACGUCGGUUGUACCUACAAGUAAUCUUAGUUGUCUUACAAACAACAUGACUACACCAAUAAACAUCCGUCGUUUUUCUCUAUCUUCAAACAUCACAAAUUCUAGCAACACACCUACUAUUCUACAAAGUUCUUCUUUACAGAGGAUGUCGCCGGGAAAACGUAAGUUAUUAAGUAAACCACGAGUUACAACUCCUAUACCAAUGAUCGACUUGACGACAGAGGAAACUACAGAUGAUGCAAUUUACAAAGGAGUUUCAACAGAUUAUUUUGAUCAUGGUGACCAAUGUAUUACUUGUGAAGUAUGCAAUGCUAAAUUAUGGGAUGCUGAAAAAGGAAGGGGAAGAAAAGAGAAAGGAAGAAUAUGCUAUUUCUUAUGUUGUGGUUAUGGAAAAGUAGAGCUACCAGAUUAUAAAGAUACUGUUCCAAGUUAUACGAAACUUUUUACGUAUAAGGAUAAAGAAAGCAAACAUUUUUUGAAUAAUAUUCGACGGUAUAACUCCAUAUUUGCUUUCACGUCAAUGGGUGGUAAGGUUGAUCACACUGUCAACAGAGGUAACGGACCAUUCUGCUACAGAAUUAGUGGAGAGAACUACCACAGCACUGGAAGCCUGCUUCCAGAAGACGGAGAUCAACCUAAAUUUUGCCAGCUCUACAUUUUCGAUACUGACAACGAACUUUCCAACAGACAAUCCGUUUUUAGUCGUUCCAAGGAUUCAUCAUCCGCGAGUGUCGCUGAACUUGAUAGUAAACUGAUUGAACAUAUAAAAUGUGUUUUAGAUUCAGAAAACCAGUUGGUAAAAGCUUAUAGGAUGGUUAGAGACUGUUUUCAUGAAAACCCUGAUCUUAAUCUGAAGCUUCGUCUAAUUGGUAUUAGAGAAAAGGAUGGACGAACGUAUAAUUUACCAACUUGUGGUGAAGUUGCUGCUCUAAUUAUGGGGGAUAUUGCAAACACAAUCAACAAUAGAGAUAUAGUUAUUGAAACGCAGACAGGUACUUUGAAAAGAAUUAGUGAAUUGCAUCCUUCAUACCUUGCACUUCAAUAUCCUAUUUUAUUCCCUUAUGGAGAUGAUGGUUACAGAAUUGACAUCCCUCAUCGAGGUGUCGUAGACGUAAUCAAUAAGAAACGUCCAAAUUGUACAAUGAGAGAGUUUUUUGCAUAUCGUGUGCAAGACAGAAUUAAUCAGUUUUCAUUGAUUCUGAAUUCAAGGAGACUCUUUCAACAAUUCUUGGUUGAUGCGUAUACUAUGAUUGAGAGCGAAAGGCUUAACUACAUACGACUUCAACAAAAGAAUCUAAGGUCAGAUAGCUAUGAAAGUCUAUGUGAAUUAAGAAAUAAGGGCCAGCAAGACAUAUCUAAGGUUGGAAAACGAAUCUUUUUGCCCUCUUCGUUUACCGGUGGCGCUAGAUAUAUGAUGCAAAAUUAUUUAGAUGCCAUGGCUAUCUGUAAGUGGUUUGGUUAUCCGGAUUUUUUUAUAACCAUCACGUGCAAUCCAAAGUGGCCUGAGGUAAAAAGGUUUCUUAGAGACACAAAUCUUAAACCUGAAGAUAGGCCCGAUAUACUGACGAGAUUGUUUAAAAUAAAGUUGGAUUCAAUUUGCAAAGAUUUUAAAGAACGCCAUCUAUUUGGAAAAGUUGCAGCAGUUGUUUACACAAUCGAGUUUCAAAAGAGAGGAUUGCCUCAUGCCCACCUAUGCUUAUUCUUAGAAAAUGAAUCCAAACUUCCAACGGUAAACCAUGUUGAUCCAUUUAUAACUGCAGAAAUCCCUGAUGAAGAUGAAGAUGCAGAAUUAUAUGCGCUUGUGAAAGACUAUAUGAUUCAUGGUCCAUGUGGUAACGCUAAUUUAAGUUGUCCAUGUAUGGUUGACAAUAAGUGUUCGAAGGGUUUUCCAAAGAAUUUUCAAGAUCAUACUACACUGGAUUCAAAUGGAUUCCCAAUAUACAAAAGAAGAGAUAAUGGUGCUUAUGUAGUAAAAAAUGGAAUCGACUUAGACAACAGAAGUGUUGUGCCAUACAACAAAAAACUUUUGAAACGCUACCAGGCACAUAUAAAUGUUGAGUGGUGCAAUCAAGCCGGAUCAAUUAAAUAUUUGUUUAAAUAUAUAAAUAAAGGCCCUGAUAGAGCAACCGUUGCUGUUGUCCAACAUGAUAAUAACAAUGAACAACUAGAACAAGACGAGGUCAAAGAAUAUUAUGAUUGUAGGUAUAUAUCGGCUUGUGAGGCAUCUUGGAGGAUCUUCGCCUAUGAUGUGCAUUACAGGACUCCUUCUGUUAUGAGGCUGCCUUUCCAUCUUCCCGGAAAACAACCUGUUGUUUUUGGACCCGACGAGGAUAUUAAUCAAGUCCUUAACAAACCAUCUGUCAAAGCUUCAAUGUUUCUUUCCUGGAUGGAACGUAACAAAGACCCGAAUGACACAUUGGCCCGUACACUUACAUAUGUUCAAUUUCCAAGUUGGUAUGUAUGGAAGCUUGAUAAACGUUGUUGGGAACCUAGACAAAGACAUAAGUCAAUUGGGAGAAUUCACGCUGUAAGUCCGUCUCUUGGGGAAGCAUAUUAUUUAAGAAUUCUUCUUAACAAAGUGAAAGGACCAAAAUCUUUUGAUGAUAUUAAAACAGUUGAUGGUAAGGUAUAUGAUACAUUUAGAGAUGCAUGUUAUGCACUCGGUCUUUUGGACGAUGACGCAGAAUACAUUGAGGCAAUCAAGGAAGCAAAUGAAACAGGAUCCCCUUCGUAUCUUCGUAAUUUAUUUGCUACUUUGCUAUUAACAAAUACGUUGUCCAGACCUGAGGUUGUAUGGGAAAGCACAUGGAGAUACAUGACAGACGACUUUAUCUACAGACUUAGAAAAUAUCAUCGUCUUACAGCUUUAUCAAUUCCAGAUCACCAGCUUAAAAACUACGUUUUGAGUGAAGUUGAAAAAUUCUUAGCCAGAAACAACUCAUCACUCAAAAGAUUUGAGACAAUGCCGUACCCAGAUACUGCGUCUAUGUCUGAUUCAGACAAUCGUUUGAUUAACGAGGAGCGUAUCUACGACCAAACGAAUCUUCAAGUUGAAUUUAAUAAUCAACUUAAUUUGCUAACUGAGGAGCAACUAUCAAAAGGUCAAAUUGUAUUAAACGUUGCUUCAAGUGGCAUCGCGUCGUUGUUAUUGUCUGGUGGCAGGACCGCGCAUUCCAGGUUUCGUAUUCCAUUGAAUCUUACAGAGGAUUCAGUUUGUCAUAUAAAACCUGAUGGAGAUGUUGCUAGACUACUACACGAAACAAACUUGAUUAUAUGGGAUGAAGCGCCUAUGGUCCAUAAGCAUGCAUUCGAAGCGUUGGAUAGAACAAUGAACGACAUUUUCAAUAUCGACACUUCCAACAGAUCAAACAUCCGCUUUGGAGGAAAGGUUAUUGUUUUAGGAGGCGAUUUUAGACAGAUCCUUCCUGUUGUUCCAAAUGGUGGAAGACAAGAGAUUGUCAAUGCCUCAAUAAGUUCGUCUUAUCUGUGGAAUACAUGUAAGUUGCUGAGACUAACAAAAAACAUGAGGUUAACAGUUGGAAGUUCAGCAUCGGACGCUGAAGAAAUAAAACAAUUUGCCAAAUGGCUUUUGGAUAUAGGUGAGGGAAAUGUUGGUGGUCCAAAUGAUGGAGAAGCGUCAAUUGAAAUACCAAGCGACCUUCUAAUCACUGAUACAUCGGAUCCCAUUUCAACUUUAAUUGAUUUUGUGUAUCCUUCAAUUCUCGAAAACUUCAACAAUCAGAAUUAUUUCAGUGAGAGGGCUAUACUUGCACCUAAGAACGAGGUUGUUCAUGAAAUUAAUGAUCGGUUGUUGUCACUAUUCCCAGGCGAAGAACGAGAGUAUCUUAGUUCAGACAGUCUUUGUCAGUCUGAAAAUCCAAACGCUACACAACAAAAACUAUACUCUCCUGAUGUGCUUAACGGUCUUAAAGUAUCCGGCUUACCUAAUCAUAGGCUAGCACUAAAAGUAGGCGUGCCGAUGAUGCUAUUACGUAACAUUGACCAACAAAAUGGGCUUUGCAAUGGUACACGACUACAAGUCAAAAAAAUGUAUAACCGUGUAAUAGAAGCCGAGAUAAUAUCCGGAGGGAACAUAGGCACUCGCACUUAUAUACCAAGGAUUAGUUUGAUACCUUCUGAUAAAAAAAUUCCUUUUGAGUUUCAAAGGAGACAAUUUCCGUUGGCUGUUUGUUUCGCAAUGACUAUUAACAAGAGUCAGGGACAAUCACUGUCUAGAGUUGGUCUGUAUCUGAAGCAACCAGUUUUCACCCAUGGUCAGCUGUAUGUUGCUUUAUCAAGAGUUAAAACCAGACAAGGAGUUAAACUUCUGAUUUUGGACAAUGACGGCAAACCUACUAAUAAAACGACAAAUGUAGUUUACAAAGAAGUAUUUCGUGACUUGUGA